Toxorhynchites rutilus septentrionalis is the source of this 2568-nucleotide messenger RNA. RefSeq lists its product as uncharacterized. The transcript has a single exon. Bases 1 to 2568 code for a protein of 855 amino acids. Lineage: Eukaryota; Metazoa; Arthropoda; Insecta; Diptera; Culicidae. The record is from RefSeq and is a predicted model, not a curated record.
AUGAUACGUUUCGUGGAAAAUCAAAACGGAAAUUGCCGUUUGUGCUCGGAACCAGACCAUAAACAGGAUAUGGUUGAAUGCGACGAUUGUGACCGAUGGUUCCACAUCGGUUGUGUUAACUUAACGGUCGCGCCGACGGCGGAAGAAAAAUGGAUCUGCCCGAAAUGCGUGCAGAUCCAACAAAGAUUAGCAUCAUUGGAAAUAUCUGCUCGGAAGAAAGAUGAGCAGAUAAAACAACAACUGGAUGCAAUGGACAAAUUAAUGGCGACUAUGAAAGGCCAAUGCUCAACGUCAUCCUCGGGCCAAGUAACAAAUCAGCCCACGGAUCGAUCAUUUACCCAAACAGUGAGUAUGUCUAGUGACUGGACUAUAUAUUUAAAGAGGCAAUCAUUGACGACCCUACCCAGAUUUUCUGGCGCAUCAAAGGAUUGGCCAAAAUUUAAGAAAACAUUCCAUGAUACAACGGCAGAGGGAGGUUUCUCAAAUUUAGAGAACCUCAACCGCCUGGAACAAGUUCUGAAAGGGGACGCGUAUAAAACCGUCCAACAAUUGAUGAUUAACUCAGAGAAUGUUCCGAAAAUAAUCGAAAAGCUGGAAGAAUGCUUUGGAAGGAAGGAUCUUGUAUAUAAAGAACUUCUGAACGACCUGAGACGUAUCAAAAAGGACAGCCGAACCGUAGUUCCGGAUAUAUCAGACGCACUAGAUAACAUGGUGGUGAAUAUGGAGGCGCUGGGCCAAAAGGAAUAUCUACGUGAUCAUCGUUUAAUAGAGGAAAUCAUAGAGAAGCUGCCAUACACGAUACAAGUGAAAUGGGUUGAAGUGAUCCAAAGCAACACUUCGAUCCCAACACUCAACGAUUUGAAUAAGUGGUUAUUGCCACAUUCAAGAAUAGCCCGUAUGAUGCAAAAGUCUAAUAACAGUGUGUCGACUACGGAAAGGAAACCUCGAGUUAAUGUUCAUCAAACUAUGAAAUGUGCACUUUGUUCAGCCAGUCAUAGGCUAUUCCAAUGUAAGAAUUUCAAACAAAUGAAAACAUUGGAACGUAGAGAGUUUUUGGCUAAAAAAGGAAUUUGUUUCAAGUGCCUAAACUCCAAUGACCACAUUAUGAGAAAUUGUAGCAUGAAAGGAAUAUGUGGAAUCGAUGGGUGCAACAAGGAGCACAAUCGCUUACUUCAUCAAAGAUCGGAGUAUAAAAGAAAUCAGGAUACGGCUGCUGACGUACGACGAGGUCCCGAAGAAACCACGAAUAUUCAUCGACAACGCAAGGAACACCUUUACUAUCAAAUAGUUCCUAUAACAGUCCAAAACGGCGAAAGAAUGAUAGACACCUACGCCUUCCUGGACACAGGAUCAUCAGUAACACUAUUGGACGAGAGAAUGGCUAACAUGUUAGAGUUGGAAGGAAAAGUUGACCCGCUUACAUUAAAAUGGACACAGGAUUGUUUAAAAUCCUGCUCAAGCAAGAGGGUAAAAUUCUGGAUAAAGGGCAUAGGAAAACCAGUGAUGGCCCGGACUAUGCAUGAUCUAAAUCUUCCUAUCCAAACAGUUGACAUGGAACAAAUUGCCAAGAAUUAUCCCUACUUGAAGGACAUUCCGCUUCAAGAUUAUAAGGAAGCUCAGCCUACAUUGUUAAUUGGAUUGGACAACAGCGAAUUACUGAGUGCCAUCAAAACGGUAAAAGGAAAUGGUCCUAUGGCAGUAAAAACGCGACUCGGAUGGGUGAUAUACGGAAAGGAGUAUAACAUAAACCGUCAAGAUUAUACAAUGGUCAUCCAGGAAGAACAGGAGAUGAGCAAAAUGAUGCAGCGAUACUUCUCAAUCGACGAUUUUGGAGUGAAAUUAGUGGAAAAACUGCCAAGAUCACCAGAGGAAGAAAGAGCACAACAGAUUCUCGACAACACCAUCAAGCUAAAAGACAACCGUUACGAGGUCGGUCUGCUAUGGAAAACCAAAGAUGUACAAUUUCCGGACAGCUAUCAUACAGCCUUACGGAGAUUGGUGAUUAUGGAGAAUAAAUUGAAACAAGAUGAAAAAUUGAAGGAUUGGGCUAUCAAUACCUUCGCUGAUUAUGUGAAAAAGGGAUAUGCUAGAAAACUAGCACAUUCAGAGCUAAUUAACGCGGUUCCGAGAACAUACUAUCUCCCGCAUUUUAUAGUUCACAACCAGAAUAAAAUACCUCCAAAACCAAGAUUGGUAUUUGAUGCAGCUUCAAAAAUAAAUGGCGUAUCGUUUAACUCUAAUCUUUUGUCUGGACCUGAUGCUACUACAUCACUCGUUGGAGUAUUGCUGCGAUUCAGAGAGGGACGUAUUGCAGUUUGUGGAGAUAUUCAAGAGAUGUUCCACCAAGUCAAAAUAAAACCGGAGGAUCAGCAUGCUCAACGAUUUUUAUGGCGAGAUUGUGAAAACAAUCGAGAACCUGAUGUAUACAUUAUGGAGGUAAUGAUUUUUGGAUCGACAUGUUCACCAUCAUGCGCGCAAGCAGUGAAAAAUAAAAACGCUGCAGCAUUUAUGGAAUCGAAACCGAAAGCAGCCCUGGCAAUUGAAAAACAACACUAUUGUAGAGUAUAG